Messenger RNA from Pocillopora meandrina, 2164 nucleotides. Lineage: Eukaryota; Metazoa; Cnidaria; Anthozoa; Scleractinia; Pocilloporidae. The record is from the annotation of a GenBank genome assembly.
UUAGGAAGCUGUCCGGGAAAUUGCUCUCCUCGGUGUUACCCUGGGUGUAACGCGAUGUGUUGCUACACAGCUCAACGAUCGUCCAUAUAUCAACAGGAGCGGCUGCUACAACAGCAGCAACAACAGCGGCAGCAACAGCUGCGGUAUUACUACCAACAGCCUGCACAGUCGGCGCCCUCACCUGCCGCAUAUUUUCAAUAUCCCGCUGCUCCUCCUUCUCCAGCAGCAUUUGCGCCGGCUGCCUCCCCCUCUCCUACAGCUGUUCCCGAACCCUCUCCAACCCCCUCUCCACCUCCUCAGCCUCCCCCACCUCCUCCUUCACCUCCCUGUCCAUCGGACUGCCCAAAGGAGUGCUACCCCCAGUGUUCCUCAUCAUGUUGCCAACCCAAGCCUCCUCCGAUGCCUUUGUACAUGAAGAGGAAACAGAAGGUAGCGGUAGCUUGCGAGGGACAUAAACUGAAGAUCAAAUGCCCAAACAAGUAUGUGAUAUCAUUGUGCAACGAAUGAAUUAAGAUCAGUAAUUAUCACAACCCUAGGGUCAGCAAAUUCUAAUCCUUCCCUUCCUUAUUCAUCGAUACCUUUACUUGUUUUCUUCUUGUAUAUAACUACUGGUUAUGUAUUGUUAUAUCUAUGCUUUAUCAAGGCGCAGCGAUUUCAUGUUUCUCUUGCUCCUUGCAGACAAACAUACAAACAAGCCAAAGAAAAAAAAACAUUUGUUACGUGACACUUCCGAUAGUGUUCCUUGGGAAAUACAUGAAAUUUCAAGCAUGAUAAUUUGUGUUUUUUUCGGUCAAUUUUCUAAGCUUUCCAAUAAAGCUGUGCCAUACACAUUUUCAUGACAGUUUGUAAAAAGAGCUUCGCAGAGAAGCUAAAACUUGUGGUGAGAUACAGCUUUGGUAAAAUUACUUUUUCAAAGUCAUUGGUGUGAGAAUUAAAUCUUGCAAUUAACCCCUUGCUCGUGUUCUCUAGGUAUGAUCGCAUCGCCCUAUACAGUACAUUUUACGGCAGAGAUGAUAACAACACAUGUCAACACAAAGUACUCCCUUCUAAGGGACACUGUGUGAAGGACGAACAUAGAAUCAAUGAGAAGUUAUUUGAUUUGUGUCAAGGAGAAAGCAAAUGUUCCGUGGCAGCCACUAGUGCUUUUCUGGGAAAGAAAAAUUCUAUCAUGUGCCCUGAGGUUUAUAAGUAUGCCAGAGUUGUCUACCGAUGUAUACAGCAUCCGAAGAUUGUGCCGGUAAGUUGAUGAGUCAUUCAUCCUUCAAGUUCUGCUAGUUCCAAUUAGAUAUAUCCCAUUCACUUAGUUUCGUGUUCAAUUUACUACAACUGUGAGAAUCAGAUUGGCAUUGGCAUUGUCAAUGGAGACUGUCAUGCUGUGUUGCUGUCAUGCCGUUGUGAUUUCUCUUGUCUCCCAAUGGUUGUGAUCUAGGUGCAACCGCCACAGCUAGCUGGAAAAUUCUUUGCUCGUUUAAUUGGUUAUAUGGUAAUAUAAUAUAAUAUAUGGUAAUCAUUAUCUACAGAACGUUUGCUCCCGAGCCUCACACAACCUAGAAACUAAACACUACUACAUGCGAUUCCAUCCGUUUAUGGCAUCAAUUGAAUUCUCUUACACUGCAUUCUUCUUCAUGACCAGGUAUGUUCUCUACCAUGCCACAAACCAUACAAGUGCUUUCCCAGAUGUGACAUCAACUGCUGCACUCCUCCACCGCCCCCUCCUCCUCCUCCGCCUCCCCCUCCCCAGCUGCCUCCAACAUGUCCCGGAGUAUGCCCAGCUAAGUGCUUCCCUGCAUGUUCUCAGACUUGUUGCAGUCCACCUCCUGCCCCAGCCCCAUCUCCAAUAUACUAUCCCAUGCCUGCUCCAGCACCUCCCCCUGCCCCCACCUGCCCUGGAUCGUGCCCGAGUACAUGCGCUCCAGUGUGUUCAGUCAAGUGUUGUAUCGGCCGGAACGCCGCAUUGAAUAGCAUAAGGCCACUCUCCUACUCGCAAACACGUAUGACACCUGCCACCUACGGUUAUCGAAAUUAUUACCCUGCGUCUCGGUCAAAUGAUUACUACGCACAGUACAAGCAAUACGCCCGAGCGAGGUCUCAAUACCCGAACCCUUAUCAGGCGUACAGAACAUCGUAUGGAAACUGGAGGAACAUGAAUGCCUAUCGAGGAUAA